This is a messenger RNA of Paramormyrops kingsleyae, 2372 nucleotides long. It is a transcript of the gene litaf, whose product is annotated as lipopolysaccharide-induced TNF factor. The record is from RefSeq and is a predicted model, not a curated record. NCBI's taxonomy places the organism in Eukaryota, Metazoa, Chordata, Actinopteri, Osteoglossiformes, Mormyridae. Gene Ontology annotation, molecular function: zinc ion binding. Gene Ontology annotation, cellular component: cytoplasmic side of late endosome membrane; cytoplasmic side of lysosomal membrane; nucleus.
CUAGGCUUCUCUCCCAGGGGCUGCAAGGUGAGAGAGCCCAAGCAGUCAUGCAGAUCAGUGCUUCGCAGAGACAGGGGCAGGUGCUUGACUGGUGGGGGGAGGGGGGAAUUCCCCUAAGUUACCACCUUGUGAAUACAGUUACAAUCAUUUAAUAUUACACAUUGAUAUGACAAACACAAGCACUAUUUUCAUCCCUAGCACCCGUAGCUAAAUCACCAAUGAAUAUUCCCACUACAUAUUGGAUAAAACAGCUGUUCUAUAAACCAAUAUAGUGAGGUACGAUUACCAUGCAGUUUUUUGCUCUUAAUGUAAAAUACACAAAAUGAGAAUCAGUAAAAGUAGGCUGUAUUAAUGUGACUCCUGAAGCUUGUAAUAUGCAUUUGCUAAUAUCUGGUUUACUAAAACGCCCAAACAAUUCUGCAUCUUAACUUUGUGGCAGGUUGAAUAAUUUGUCCAUAAAGUAUAGUUUCUUACAAGUAUUGUGUGGCUCAAUGUCAGCAGAAGACUUUGUGGUUUAAGAAAAUGCUACUGGACUGAUUGUUUUUUUUUUUUUGACGGAAUUUCAUGGUCCCAAGUGAAGUUGAAGGGGAUCGUUGCAAAGAAAACACAGAUAAAGAAAUAAAUAACUACACUUAAACUUCCUAUUGUAAGGAAAGCGCGGCCGAUGACAGGUCUGCAUGAACGCGCCUCGGACGCCGACGUGGGUCACGUGAUGCCCUCUUACUGGAAACGCCUCGUUCCGUGUCUCUUCGACUAAUUUAACUUUCGAAUCUGUUUGCAUAGUGAAUUUAAUAUUUUGAAAGAGAAAAAUAGCGGUAUAACCAUUCAGUGGCGUUCAGCGUUGUUAUUACUUUUGUACAUAUAUAUUUAUUUACAUCUCGGGCACUUGCGUUUCGACGUUUUUCGGACAGGACAGUGGUUAUGGUGGUCAGCCUCUGGCAAGGGCAAAGUUUACCAGGUAGUUAGUUGGAUAGUUUGGUAAAACUUAGUUUGUAAAAGUUAAUUCCGAAGACGCGGAAGGAGGGACACCAAGACUUCUCACUUCGCAGCAUUAACGAUUGUCCGGCAGUAUGGCAACCGCACCUCCAUUGGAGACGGUGGGAUUUACGUUUUCUCCUCAGCCACCCUCAUAUGAGGAAGCCAUGAGCAGCCCCUACCCCCCGGGUUUUGUACAGCCACCCCCUGCUUUCUCUAAGCCUGAACAAGGACCCUACCCAGUUCAACCAUACGGACCUCCCACAACCGGCCAAGUGGUGUCCGUACAGACCGUCUACGUACAGCCAAGAGUGGUAUUCGGGUCCCAGCCUGUGCAGACGCACUGCCCUGGGUGUAUGCAGAUGGUGUUGACCCGCCUGGAGCACAACACUGGCACCAUGACCUGGCUGACCUGUGCCGGCCUCUUCAUCUUUGGCUGCUUCUACGGCUGUUGCCUGAUUCCAUUCUGCGUGGAUGACUUAAAGGAUGUGACCCAUCAGUGUCCAAACUGCAGCACUGUCUUGGGAACCUACAAGCGCCUGUGAUCACAGUCAGGUGACUGUCACCUACAGGUCAUUUGUUCUGCACCACCUUGCUGUUUGUGUUCUGUAACCACUAUAGAUUUAUGAUAAAAGUAUUACCUAAUAGAAUUUCUUUAUGUAUAUUUGAACUAAAUUACUAAGUAGUUAUAUAAAUUUACCUGAGCCUCAGAGGCCUCAGAGAAUUCUGUAUUAUUAAGUCUCCUCCUUUAAAAGCAUGGCUUCUUACACACAGUCAGCUUCAAAAUUAUUGGUACCCUUCAUGAAAAUGAGGUAAAAUGAAUAUAAGCCCCAUGGUUUAAUCUUCUAACAAAUUUUUGUAGCAAAUUUAAGGUUUCCGUUAGUAACACAAAAUUUCUUAAAAAUGCCGUUCCAAAAAUAUUGACAUCCCUAAUUUCAAUAUGUAGAGCCUCCCCUGGCAAGAAUGACAACGAUCAACCUCUUUCUAUACUGUUUUUAUCAAGGUUGGAGCACACAUGCAGAGAAAUCUUGAACCACUUUUCCAUGCAGAACAAGUGCAGCUCAUUCCAAAAUUCCAAAUCCUGCGCAGUUGCCAGCCACAAAAAUCCAUAAAUGAUUAAUAGAAAUGAGCUGCAUGCUCAUAUAAUAUGUAAAUUAAGCCUUUCUGGUUGCAAAGUCUGGCUAUAGCCACAGUAAAUAGAAAACCAAGAAGAGGAAGUUUGAACAGUGUGAGGUGAGAGCAUGAAAAAAUACAUUUAUCACAAACAUUUAUCACAUGUAUAUUUUACUGUGUCUAGCACCUCUGCACUAUGUUGCAUUUUUGCAUAAUGGCAACAUAUUGCCACUGUAAAUUCCAUCAGUGCUACAAUACACCCCAUUGAUCUGAAGAUCAAGAGA